Molecule: messenger RNA, 789 nt
Organism: Acanthamoeba castellanii str. Neff
Lineage: Eukaryota; Discosea; Longamoebia; Acanthamoebidae
Product: hydrolase, TatD family protein
Exons: 6
Coding region: 1-789 (262 amino acids)
Molecular function (GO): hydrolase activity, acting on ester bonds
Source: RefSeq, a predicted model, not a curated record
AUGGAGGGCCUCACGCCCUACUUCGACACCCACACCCACCUCGACCAAAUCCUUCCUCGCUUCAAGGUGGAGCUGGAGGGCUUCCCCGCCUUCCGUGGCGAGUACUUCAGGAACGGAUUCGGCGGCUGCGUGACGGUGAGCGCCGACGUCGGCUCCAUCGAGCCCGUGCGGCAGCUGCUCCACUUCGACGACGUCUACGCCGCCUUCGGCAUUCACCCUCACGUGACGUACACCGACGAAGUGGAGCGGGAGCUGGUGGAGGCGAUGGCUCUGCCCAAGACGCUGGCCUGGGGCGAGAUCGGGCUCGACUACCACUACAACCUGUCCGAUCCCGCCACGCAGCGACAAGUGUUCGCGCGCCAGAUACAGCUGGCCGUCCAACACAACAAACCUCUCGUCAUCCACACCCGAGAGGCCGAAGAGGACACCUUAAAGAUAAUGAAGGAGCACGUGCCGAAGGAGUGGCGGGUGCAUGUCCACUGCUUCACGUCCUCCUUGGACAUGGCCAAGUCGCUGCUCGACGAGUGGCCCAACCUCUUCAUCGGCUACACCGGGGUGAUCACGUUUGGCGCCAGCGACCUGAGCGAGGUGGUACGACAUGUGCCGCUCGAGCGCAUCCUCCUCGAGACAGACGGACCCUACAUGACCCCAGCCCCCUAUCGGGGCAAGGUGUGCCACUCGGGCCAUGUGCCGUUCAUUGCGAAGAAGGUGGGCGAGCUCAAGGGCAUGCCGCUCGCGCAGGUGCUCCAAGCCGCGCGCGACAACACCCGACGCAUGUACGGCGUGUAA